This is a messenger RNA of Aspergillus pseudonomiae, 1894 nucleotides long. RefSeq lists its product as uncharacterized. Bases 1 to 1206 code for a protein of 401 amino acids. NCBI's taxonomy places the organism in Eukaryota, Fungi, Ascomycota, Eurotiomycetes, Eurotiales, Aspergillaceae. The transcript has a single exon. The record is from RefSeq and is a predicted model, not a curated record.
AUGUGGCUGUGGCGAGGCGCUCAGUCGGCAGUCUUCUACUAUGCCACCUGUACACCAUGUGCCGAGAAAGUCGAUCGUCGAAAACGCAUGAAGGAAGCCGAAGCCGCUCGAUCCCGUCGCGAAAAGGAGAAGAACGAAGAGAUCAUCGCCGACCAACCUCGGCCGUUCCCCCAACCAACCGCCUUCAGCACCAAUGCCGGAUGGGCGGAGGAAAUUGCGUUAGGCCCCGGCCCCCCAGCAAGAAGAGGUGGCAACCGGUCUGCGCAUCGUCGCACGGAUAGUUGGAACACGGAUGGAAUCUCCGCAACCUCCUGUCAGGAUGUACGUGCGUCGCAAAAGAAGGACAAGAGUAGUCUGAUGCAGCCGAUUGAGGAACGGUGGAACCGCAUGCGAUAUCAGCGCGAAGACGAGCCGUUAUGGGGUGAAGAAGUGGAGGUGAAGGGCUCGUCGGUUGGAUUAUCAGGUAGCGGGAAAGCGAAUGCCCACGAACCCAGCAAAUACUAUAUCGCACGGGUGCCUCCAGUCAACGAUCUCCAUCCGCCUAUCGUCAGUGGACCCAAGUCUAGGGCCGAGACACGAUGGAUGCUGCAACCUGUACCUAGCGCUAGGGUAAUGGCCGGAAAAGAUCGUUUCCCUACCCAGAAGAGUAGUACCAGCGACCCCUCCUUAACCCACGAAAAGAGUACCAACAAAACCUCCGAUCGAACCCCACUACCUCCCUUAUCUACCCAGAAUGUGGAAAAGAAACCCGCCAGAGUUCGUCCUCCGUUCGCCCACCUUGACGAUGAUGAUGACGAUGACGACGAUGAUCCUCGACCUCUGAGGACGCCUGAACCCAAGGAUAGCCGCGAAUACAGAUCACCCUCCUCCUUAACAUACGGGCGUGAUGAGUCUAAUGUUGUCAUAGCGUCGUCUCUACGGUCACGGUCAGAUUCGUCUUCGUUAGCUUCGAUUGACUCCGAUGACAUAGAAUCCCCAAGGGUUUCGAUACAGUCCCCGCAGACACCGAUAUCCCGACCGAUGUCUAAGGAAGCCGAUGACGGUAGCAAACUGUUCCGACCGCAUGUGUCGAAGACAUUAUCUAACCUGCAUCGGGAGGACAAGAAAGUUGAAUUAUUGCAUUUGGAGAUUUCCGACCCCCAUGAGGAAGUCGGAUUCGGUGAUCUGGAACAGAUACGGCCGUGGCGCUGGAGCAUGGACAUAUAGCGGUAGUAUCCGAUUCCUCAAAGCAACUUUCUAGCCUUGAUUCUGUUUCUUCCUCGAAUUCUGAUCUCAGACACUCCGAUACACCUUGAUACCUGGUUUUUCUCGGCGUUAACAGCAGACAAAAGCGAUCGUUCCGUUCUUUAUCAUCCUAUCGAUUCUCUAUGCAUUGGAGCAACCAGUUACCCCGAAGAAGUCCCGUUGUUAUGUGCAUGGCAGGACCACCAGAAACGAACAAGAUUACUAAAGACUUUCCGUGACUGUUGUUUUAUCCGUUGUCUCCAUAACAUACAGUACCUAUACAUACAUACCAUCCCUGCAAAAUUCCAUCCAUCCGUUCAUUCCCAGCGCAGAUUACCUUCUCUAGUUUCAAACGCAUUUUCUUUCUCCGUUGUCUGAAUUGUUCUUUGACCUUUGUUCUCAACUAUGCAUUUGUCCUGAAGCCCCAUCCUCAUGUUCCAUGUAUAAUAUCUUUUAAUAUCAUUUAAUACAUGUUUUUCGCGAUUGCCUGCGUUGUAACGAUUUAAUUUUAUCUUCCUGGGUGUUUGUUGGUCAUUAUAAUGAUAUGGUAUAAAUCAUGAAUCUUUCAAUGUUGAGCUGUAUCUUGAUAGUAGAUGAAUUGGAAUGGUCUAUACUGAGUACUCCGAAAUCUCCAUAGGCCUCCUAUAAUGAAAAGACCUGGUUACGUCAU